GCGAGCAUCUGUCACAGAGAAGACCCAGGCAGAAGACAGGGCUUUGGUGUCAGAGCCAGGGGGAGAACACUAAGCAAUACAGCUUCAACAACUCUUCUUGGAUCGGGGUAUAUCACACUUCAACUGAAUUCUGUUGUGAAAACCACUGCCAUGACACUAAACAAAAUAGAGAAGCUGGGGGGUCUGCGGCAACAUCGGGCAAGUCUUCCAAUUUCUGUAGACUCACACCGGCGUGGCAGUAUGCCCCUGCCUUACAAACACCAACUCAGACGUGCACAAGCUGUUGAUGAGCUUGACUGGCCAAGUGUCCAUUCAGGGUCAUCUGACUCUGUAAGGUCCUCAGACAGUAAUCCAGAACCCGGAGCCUACAAAGUCAUGUUGGUUGGUGACACUGGAGUAGGAAAGACAACUCUUGCUGGGAUAUUUGGAGGCCUAAAAGAUACUUUCCCGCAUGAAUCUGAACAUCCAGAGGAUACAUAUGAAAUAGAUCUGAUGGUAGAUGGAGAAAAGACAACAUUAAUUGUAUAUGAUAUCUGGGAGCAGUCAGGUCCUAACACUUGGAUGCAAGACAGCUGUCUACAAAUGGGGGAUGCCUUCCUUCUAAUCUAUUCAGUGACAGACAGAAGUAGCUUUCAACAUCUACCUGGUCUUCUUUUGAAACUGCGCACUGCUCGUCCACACCGCCACAUUCCAGUGAUUCUUGUUGGCAAUAAGGGAGAUCUAGCUCGCUCCAGAGAGGUCAGCAUGGAAGAGGGACGUUCACUGGCAGGAAUGCUAAGCUGUAAGUACACAGAGACAUCUGCUGCCCUUCACCAUAAUACACAGGAGUUGCUUGAGGGGGUUGUCAGACAGAUUCGCCUACGAAAAGAUGAGGGACAACACAAUCCCCAGCCAGCCACCCUCCUACCACCAGGUCGCAGAGAGAGUCUGACCAAAAGAGCAAGGCGACUUUUGCAGGGGAUUAUGGGAAAAACAUAAAGGUUUCUUCAAGCAGAGAUCAAAAUCAUGCCAUGACCUUUCUGUCCUGUGA
Messenger RNA from Staurois parvus, 1030 nucleotides. Lineage: Eukaryota; Metazoa; Chordata; Amphibia; Anura; Ranidae. The record is from the annotation of a GenBank genome assembly.